ACUACUUGAUUAUUUGAAAAAUCGAUAUAACUUAUACUUUACUUUAAAAGAAGCAAGACUGAUGAAGUCAACGUACUCGGCGUUUGAAAAAAGAUCAAAGAAUUAAAGUUAGGAGUGUCCGUGCGGCGUCAGUGUCAGUGGUGCGAUGUCGGCGAUGGUGAUGGAGGCGGCCGAAUGCAGCUCUACAGAUGCACCGACACGUAGGGAAUAACGGUUGAAGAGAGGGGGUGGUGCGGUGGUGGUGAACGCGCACACCACUCGCACUCCGCACUCCGCAGGGCCCACUUGUUCGCCAACUACGUCCUACGUCGGCCUGUCACUCGCGAGCGCGUUGCCGGUGCGGCAACAUCGAGUGCGUCCACCUUCGGAGCUCGACUGGCCGCGCUCACGAUCCCCCCCGGGUUCGUUCCACUCGAGAGAAUCGCCGGGAAUCCGCCACGAUACCGAGGGACGUGAAAAAAAAAGAACGAUCGGUUCGUUCCUUGGAUCGUCCGGAGAUCCAAGAGUGGUAAAUUAAAGAGUGGUGGAGAACGCGCAGUUUUCUCAUUAACGUUAAAGAGUGCACGUGACAAUCAUAUCGGUCGGGGAGGAACAUGUUUUGAGAGUCAUCCCCUUCGUCGUGUGUCGUUUCUUCAUCUGGUGAUUGCGAAGACAAAGAAAAACCCGAGAAUGGCGAAUGAGACGUUGACGCGCGAGAUGGACGCGCACAUCGUCACUAUCCUGUCGAGGCUGUCGGCCCUCCGGGAGAACAAUGCCGACGAGAGGGAAAGAAAGGCGCCCAUGUCCAUCGAGGCUCGCAGUUUGGAGCUGUGGCGAGCGGUGGCCGUCGAAUGUCUGGCCACUUUCUUCUUCAGCCUCGUGGUGGCCGGCGCGGCCGCCGCCUCCUCCGUAUCCGGAAGCGGCCUCUCCGCGCUAGCCACCGCUGUAGCUUCCGGCUUCGCCAUCGCCGCGAUCUCCCUCAUCUUCGGCCACAUCAGCGGUGGACACGUGAAUCCGGCGGUCUCGGUAUCGUUUGCUUUGUGCAGACGGAUUUCCCCACUUCGCGCGGUGCUGUACAUCGCGGCACAAUGCGGUGGCGGCAUAGCUGGGGCGGCGAUGCUUUAUGGAGUAACUAUACCUUCGAAUACGCAGACCCUGCUGUCCCACGGUCGGCUAGUUGGUGCAAUCGAGAGGCUUUUGAUCGAGAUAGCACUAUCGGUGCUUAUCGUGCUAGCCCAUUUCGCGGUGGACUCACCUAGAUCAUUGCCACCUACGAUUUCUUCGAAAGCCUCCGCAGUUUUGGCCGCGGCCUAUACAGCAGCUACUCUCGUUUUCAGUCCUUUUCUGAACCCAGCGCGCGCGUUGGGUCCGGCCUUCGUAAUGAACCGCUGGGACAACCACUGGGUCUACUGGGUGGGCCCGCUGUCGGGAGGUGCUGUGGCGGCUUUGCUGCACGAAUACGUCCUGAGUCCCAGACGCACCAAGGACUCGCGCGAUAUUGACGACGGCGACAACUCGUCCAUGAGGUCCGACGAGGACACGUACGACGACCUCGACAAGCCGAACGGGCCCAAAUUCCCCGGCGCGUACGCGACCUAUCGCCCGGUCGCCGGCGCGUCCUCGUCGAUCUACAGCGCGCCGCCGUCCGCGUUGGAGCGCGUCGAGUCGAUCUACGGUGGCACCAAGUCGCUCUACUGCAAAUCGCCGCCGUUGACGCGCGCAAAUCUGAACCGCUCGCAGAGCGUUUACGCGAAGUCGACGUCGGGGCCGCGAGACGGCCUGAUGAUCCCGAAGCCGGGCCCGCUGGUGCCAGCGCAGAGCCUGUAUCCCAUUAGACUGGGUCAGAACGGCUGUCAAAACGGUAACCGCGAGGUAACCCAGCCCGGACCCGGACUCGGCGGUCCGCCGAACCAGUCGACGCAAAAUCACAACAGCACCAACCAGAACAUGCAGAAUCAGCUGCAGCAAUGUACGCAGAGCAUCUACGGCAUCCGCGGGAUCUCCACGGGUCUCAGCACCCGGGAGAACGGUAUCUACGGAGUAUCCACGGGAUCCACCAUCUACGGUCGCGCGCCGGCACCACCGCCGGGCAGCCAAAACUCGCAGCAAUCCGGUCAGAGCGGUCAGUCUUCGAUACAGAAUCAUCCGCCGCCACAGCCGCCGUCGCAGCAACAGCAGCAGCAGCAGCAGCAGCAGCAGCAACAACAGCAGCAGCAGCCACAUCAAAAUGGGCCGUUAUCAAGCAACUCGGAUAACGGAGCGAAUCCCAGGCGGCCCGAGAGCAUGUACGGCCACGUGUCGAGACGCAGUGACGACUCCGCGUACGGCAGUUAUCAGAGUUCCACGCGGGGAAAUUACGGCAAAGUGACUGGACCCCCGGGCCCGCCCAACGGGCCGCCGCAGUACCGCGAUCAGGGAAGACCGAGUCCAGCCGGGCCUCUUCAGCAAAGUCAGAGCGCGCAGAGUAACUUCCAAAGAAACUCGCCGAAUCCUCAGUAUUGACUAUAAACUAAUGAUAGACCGAACAAAGCCGUGAUCUGUGCGAUCAGCGAAUCAUAUAUCUCGCCUAUAUAUACUGACGACACAGCUUCUCGGUGAACGUUCUAGAAAUUUCGUGGUCCAGUAAGAAUGUCCUUCACUUAGAAUAUGAAUACAUCUCGUCCUGAUACGUCAAAAGAUAUUAUAUAUUCGCAAUGGCAAGCUCUAUAUAAAAUUCAGUUUUGUAUAAUUUUGAGAAUUUUGUUUCGUUCUGUUGAACACGGAAAUAAUAUGAUUGGACCAAUCAUUAAUUCGUAUUACUAAAUCUUGGAAUUUGUAAAUAUGUAUCACAGUAAUGUACACAUACACUGUGCUUUCUACAUGAUGCGUGUUGGGAGGAAAAGAGUCGCGCGAUUUGAUCGAGGAACUUUUCUAUCGAUGUUUUGUAAUAUUAGAUUAACGUUAAAUUAUAACGAGAGUAAACAAAACGUAGAAGUAACGAAAUCAAGAAACACGCCGAAAGUAUAUAUAGAAGUAUCGUUUUCGAUAAAUCUAGCAUAACAAUCAAAGAAUUUUUAGCUACGUGAAAGAUUAGAUCGAUCUUCGAGCCGACUCGUUACGCCUCUAUAUGUAAAUAUAAAUAUUUUAAUUUAAUUUACUCUUAUAUAAGAAUAUUAAUUCUACAGAUUUGGCUGCCAUGCCAAACCCUUGCGAGGAAGCGGUGCACUGACUUCUCGAUUACGAAAGCUUUACUCGCAGGAUGUUUUUACACAAUCACGGAACCAAAUAAAAAAGCCGGAAAUCCUAUAUAGAUAUUACUCUUUUUCAUGUAUAGAAUUAAAAUGCAUAACUUUAUCGCAUCACGUAAAUUAAUAUAUUUGUAUAUAUAAUUACUACAGUGGCACACUUGGCAAUGAUCGAACGCAUAAUGGAUAGCCACUAUAGUGAUUUUAUAGCGAAACAGUUAAAUCGCACAUAGAACAUAUCCCAACAAUUUUAGAGAUAAUCUAAGUAAUUAGAAAAUCUGUAAAUAGUUCCUAGUUAUAUAAAAAAAUGUAACUCUUCCAUUUCUUCGCCAUUCGUGAGAACAAUGUCAUAAUUGUUCGUCUCUCCAAAAUAUCUUAGUUUUUCACUGACAGUAUUUUAGCAUUUACGGGAUAUAUUAGAUUAAAGACGCUAUUUGUGAUCUGAAUUCAGACUUGUUUAUUUUAAUGAUCAAGCACCUACGAUUAAAUUUACGAUUUAUAUAGUUGUACAUAGAAUAUUAUAGAUUUAAAAAUACGCAUCUCAAUGUUUGUAUUGUAGCAAAAUCGAGGAUCAAGUGAAUCCUUUGAGAAAAGAAAUGAAAGUGCGUCUCUAUUCCUUUUUAGACAAUAUAAGAUCGCUGGGCAUUUUACAGAAUUUGAAAGAUUAAUCUUAUGCUUCUUAAUCGCGCAAGCUUCUCUUCGUGCAAAUUAAUUAAUGUAAUUUGAAGUAGAUUUUACGUUUGAUUUAAUCCCUGCUUUGAAUUUGAAUAAAGAUAAAUGUUUGUGAACCAUACAGAUGUUAAUUGGCGUACGUCAAUUAGAUAAUUAUGAAAUUUAUGUAUAAUUAUAUAAAUCCGAUUAAGAUUUAGGUUUAGCCUCUAUCAAAUUUUUUCAACAAAUGUUUCUCAAAGAGCGAUCGCGCUAGCACAUAUGAAUUAUAAUACUCAUUUUAGAAGUUUCUUACGACAGAUCAGCUAGGAUAAUAUGAAUCAUUUAUACCGCUGCAUUAAUCGUAUUUUGCACCCUCACUUGUGCUAUUUAACCAAUGAAUAGUAGAAGUUUUAUAAAAAGACAAAGUUAAUAAUGCAAAUAUUAAAUGCAGAAUACUGUACCAUAGUAGAUAAGCAAGAGAAGUAGAUAGGACAUCCUCCUUAAACGCCAUAAAAAUUACACUAUAAGCAUUUGUACAUAUUAUGUGUAUUUAUUAAUCUACUAUAUCAACGUAGUCAAUGUAAGUUUAAUAACUGUUACGCGUUCGUAUACGUGCGUACACAUUUCUAAUAUAUACAUAUUAUAUGAGCAAACAUUAGUACAUAUAUAUAAUGUAGUAUAUAUUAGAAAAU
Molecule: messenger RNA, 4546 nt
Organism: Temnothorax curvispinosus
Lineage: Eukaryota; Metazoa; Arthropoda; Insecta; Hymenoptera; Formicidae
Gene: bib
Product: neurogenic protein big brain
Exons: 4
Coding region: 670-2481 (603 amino acids)
Biological process (GO): transmembrane transport
Cellular component (GO): plasma membrane
Molecular function (GO): water channel activity
Source: RefSeq, a predicted model, not a curated record